Messenger RNA from Clonostachys rhizophaga, 300 nucleotides. The record is from the annotation of a GenBank genome assembly. NCBI's taxonomy places the organism in Eukaryota, Fungi, Ascomycota, Sordariomycetes, Hypocreales, Bionectriaceae.
AUGACUCUGAGCAUCCUGACGGCGGCGAGAGCUGUCAUUGUCACAAGACUCGACGCCUGGACCCCGUCCCAGAUCCACAGGACCCCAGAGCCUAAACUAGUCAAAUGGGACAGCUCCGGCGGGAGGCAUUCCGCUACAAAACGUCCGGCUGUGCCCGUCCGCCAAAUCAUCGAAAGAGUUACCGCAUACGGACUUUCGUGGGGUCCCCUGCCAAACAACAUGAAGAUUUCAAGAUCUCAUACCUUGGACAUGGCCACCUCAGACUCUCGGUUGACCAAGAAAGGAGAUGCGAGGCCUUAA